This is a messenger RNA of Tricharina praecox, 1106 nucleotides long. RefSeq names its product Manganese/iron superoxide dismutase. The transcript has 4 exons. Lineage: Eukaryota; Fungi; Ascomycota; Pezizomycetes; Pezizales; Pyronemataceae. Gene Ontology annotation, molecular function: superoxide dismutase activity; metal ion binding. The record is from RefSeq and is a predicted model, not a curated record. Gene Ontology annotation, biological process: superoxide metabolic process. The coding region runs from base 119 to 979 and encodes 286 amino acids.
UACGACACAGAAAAUGCGGGUGUCUCUGAAAUUUGUCCCCGAUUGAAACGCCGCCGCUCCCCCGCCAACUGUCACCCCUCCAUACGCAUCCACCAACUACGCACGCACGCCGGCCGAAAUGUCAAUCGCGUCGAUAUUUGCACGGCGGACGCCCCGCGUGCUCUCCUCGUUCACGAAUGUCGCUCCUCGGGUUCUGCCCAUGCAGCACCAACAGCGCCGUGCGAAACACGGCGUCCCGGCGCUCACAAACAUAAGCAACUUUGCCGAGAAUGGUGUCCCCGGCCUGUUCUCGAGGAAGGCUUUCAACAUCGCGUGGACCGAGUACCAGGGACUGCUAGUGGACAACCUUAACCGGUUGGUUGACGGUACCGACUACAUGAACAAGACAGCGUUAGACAUCACCGUGAUGACCUCCCGACAAGCCGAUCUCGCCGCGACGUUCAACUAUGCCUCGCAAGCACACAACAACCACUUCUUCUUCGAGACCCUGGCCCCAGCCAAAGUCGACAUCCCCGACAUCCUCAAGAACCACAUCCCCAACGGCUGGCCCUCUGCUGAAGCCAUGCGGACCGAGCUCCUUACGACCGCGGCCAGCAUGUUCGGCAACGGCUGGGUAUGGCUGGUCUUCGACCAGAACAAGAACCUGCGCAUUCUGUGCACGUACAACGCCGGCACUCCCUACGGUGCUGCCCACCGCCGCCAGGACACGGACAUGAAUACCCGCAAGACCCUGGGCGACAACAACAUCUCAUACAUGACCGACACCCUGCGUUCCGUCACCCAAGGCAACAACUCCAACUGGGCUGUCCCAUUGCUGAACAUCAACUGUUGGGAACAUGCAUGGCUGGAGGACUACGGCAUUGGCGGGAAAGAACGGUACCUUGAGGCCGUAUGGGAUCGUAUCGAUUGGAAUGUUGUGGCGUCUAGGUGGCCGUUCCCGGAUGGAAAUACGGCCCCAAGAUCGUUCUAUAACAAUUAGUGUACUCUUCAGGUGCCGGGUGUGAUUUUUGUACUGUACAUCGUGGGCGGGAGUGAGCCGGCUAUGGGAGGGAGGCAUAGAGCGCACGAUCUCGAAAUGUACUUUAUACAUAGAAAGACGGAAGUGG